UUCCGGUUCCGGGAGCAACGAACGGCCGCGGCGGCGACAGCUACCGCUUGAGGAAGAGGCUGCGGAGGAGGAAGAGGAGCAGGGCAAGGCGGGAGUCACAGGCGGGACCGUUGUCAUGGGUCCGCGGACCUAGAGCGGCGGGAGCUACCGGCCCGGUGCCGAACUGGGUGCUGCUGCUUCCCGUGGCCCCAAUGGCUGAAGACUGGCUGGACUGCCCAGCCCUGGGCCCCGGCUGGAAGCGCCGUGAGGUCUUUCGCAAGUCAGGUGCCACCUGUGGACGCUCAGACACCUAUUACCAGAGCCCUACAGGAGACAGGAUCCGAAGCAAAGUUGAGCUGACCCGAUACCUGGGUCCUGCGUGUGACCUCACCCUCUUCGACUUCAAACAAGGCGUCCUGUGCUAUCCAACUCCCAAGGCCCAUUCCUUGGCUGUCCCCAGCAAGAAGCAGAAGAAGCCUUCAAGGCCAGCCAAGGCUCGGAAACGUCAGGUUGGACCUCAGAGGAGUGAGGUCAGGAAGGAGGCCCCAGGGGAUGAGACCAAGGCUGACACUGACACAGCUCCAGCUUCGCUCCCUGCACCCGAGUGCUGUGAGAACUGUGGAAUUAGCUUCUCAGGGGAUGGUAUCCGAAGGCAGCGGCUCAAGACGUUGUGCAAGGACUGCCGAGCGCAGAGAAUUGCCUUCAACCGGGAGCAGAGGAUGUUUAAGCGAGUGGGCUGUGGGGAGUGUGCAGCCUGCCAGGUAACCGAGGACUGCGGGGCCUGCUCCACCUGCCUUCUGCAGCUGCCCCAAGACGUGGCCUCGGGGCUGUUCUGCAAGUGUGAGCGGAGACGGUGCCUCCGAAUUGUGGAAAGGAGCCGAGGAUGUGGAGUGUGCCGGGGCUGUCAAACUCGAGAGGACUGUGGCCGUUGCCGAGUUUGCCUUCGCCCUCCCCGCCCUGGUCUCAGGCGCCAGUGGAAGUGCAUCCAGCGGCGCUGCCUACGGCACCUUGCCCAUCGCCUCCGUUGCCACCAUCAGCGAUGUCAACGACGCCCUCCCCUAGCUGUGGCUCCCCCUGCUGGUAAACAUGGCCGCCGCAGGGGAGGCUGCGACUCCAAGAUGGCUGCCAAGCGGCGUCCCCAAACCCAGCCACUGCCUCCACCUCCCCCAUCUCAGCCUCAAGAAUCCCCAGAGCUGCACCCCAGAGCCCUGGUCCCCUCGCCACCUGCCGAGUUCAUCUAUUACUGUGUAGACGAGGACGAGCUACAGCCUUACACGAAUCGCCGGCAAAACCGCAAGUGUGGGGCCUGUGCAGCCUGCCUGCGGCGGAUGGACUGUGGCCACUGUGACUUCUGCUGUGACAAGCCCAAAUUUGGGGGCAGCAAUCAGAAGCGCCAAAAGUGUCGUUGGCGCCAGUGCCUGCAGUUUGCCAUGAAGCGGCUGCUGCCAAGUGUCCGGGCAGGGUCUGAGGAUGGGGCAGGGUUGCCUCCACCUUACCCUCGUCGAAAGAGGCCUAGCUCUACACGACGGCCCCGUCUGAAGCCCCCCUUGGCCACGCCGACAGCCCGACCAGACCGUGCCAAGACUCCAAUGAAGCAGGAAGCAGGCAGUGGCUUUGUACUGCCCCCACCUGGCACCGACCUUGUGUUCUUACGGGAGGGUGCAAGCAGUCCUGUGCAGGUGCCUGGCCCUGCCCCAGCUUCCAGAGAAGCCGUAUUGCAGGAGGCCCAGUGCCCUGGCCUGAGUUGGGUUGUGGCCUUACCCCAGGUGAAGCAAGAGAAGGCGGAUGCCCAGGAAGACUGGACACCGGGCACAGCCGUCCUGACUUCUCCUGUAUUGCUGCCUGGCUGCCCCAGCAAGGCAGUAGACCCAGGCCUGCCAUCUGUGAAGCAAGAGCCACCCGACCCUGAGGAGGACAAGGGAAAGGAGAGCAAGGAUGACUCCGCCUCUGACUCAGCCCCAGAGGAGGAGGCAGGAGGGGCUGGCACACCCGUGAUCACGGAGAUUUUCAGCCUGGGUGGAACCCGCCUUCGGGACACAGCAGUCUGGUUGCCAAGGUGUGCCCCGCACAGUGAGAGGUCCAAGGACCUUAAAAAACGUGGAGCUAGAAAGCAGUAGACUGGAGGCUUCUGCAGACUGUAGGAUUCAAGGUGAUAUUUACAGACCGACUUUAUGAGAGACAACACUGAUCUACUCAGAGGCUGGACCAUAGAUCGGGGGGCUUUUGUAGGAGUCAUUAGGAACUGGAAAACCUACCACCAAACCAGAGGAGCAGGCCUGUUCAGUACUUUGAGCUUAUAGAGGAAGUAAGCAGAAAAGGAAGAGAGACUAGAAAGUUGGUGCAUCUGCUCCAACUGGUGCAAAUCCCAGGACCCUGAGUGUGACAAGAAGUGUGAAUAUUAAGGAUGGGGGAGCUGGGGUGGAGGAUGGGAUAUAAUUAAAGCCACUACAAAACAGCGUGAACAAGCCACCUUCAUAAAUGAUUUUAAAUGGCUUCUGGAUGAGACCUGGCAGUAUCUCUAAACAUUUUCUCAGGGAGACAGCAAUUGAAAAUGUAAUGUUAAUAAAUGAGGAAAGGAACUGCUAUUUGGUGAGUUCCUCCUAUGGACCUAAUGUAUUUAAUCCUCAAAACAGUCUUUUUAUGAAGACGUUGAUUUUGCCCAUUUUUACAGAUGGGAAAACUGAGACUCAGAGAAAUUAAAUAACUUGUCUAGUGUAAAACAGCUAGUAUUGAUAGAGCCUAGAGUCAAACCCAGGUUAUAAAAGCCGUGUUUUUUAAGCCACUAAACUGUAAACUGUAAUCCUAUAUUCAAUAACAUGUAAUAAUAACAAGUUUCCCAUGACCUUGAAAACAAGGUGGAUUACUUUAAGCAUUUUUAACAAAUCCCUUACACUGCUGCCUCUAGUGAGGUUUAGGGAGUGCCAUGGCUGUAUGGAUGGGGUCACCUUGUCAGAGCAUCCAUGCAUCCAGAGACUGGGUUAUUCCCAGGCCUUGGGUGCUGUGUAGGAUUCUUCAAACCCUGAAUGGCAUCCUUCCCCACUGGCUGCUGUCCGUUUUGCUUGUUACCCUCCCUCCCCCUCUUCAGGAAAAACAGUCUUCAGAAGUAAAGCUGCCAGCCUGGCUCAUCUUCACUGACAACUUGCAUCCCCUGCCCCUUGAUAACUUUUGUGCCUGGUUUCUUCUCUCAGCCCAUCUAGUAGGAGUCUGAGUUCCCGCUUCGAGUCUUGCCUAAGGGCCAGUCUUGGCUCAGCCCUGUCUCACUGUCCGUUUUUUGUAAAGUGCCAAAAAGAUUAGAUUGUGAUUCUUUGCUUAGCCAGCUUACAUGGCUGAGACUGAGUGCUUGCCUCCUUAAAUUCUGUAGCCUAUGUACUUCUCUUGACUUACUCCAGUCCCAGCCCUGCAGCUUUAGAUAAUUCAGAUGUAGAUUAGCCAUUUCCCUGCUGUGACUCAUGAUACAGCCCUAUGCCACCCUCCUCUGCACCUUCCUUUGCCUCCCUCGACCUACUUCAGCCAGAGUCAAGACUGGAUCAUUUUCUGGUAUUGUUUUGCUCCCCCCAGGAUCCAAACACCCAACCCUAGUAUUCUGGUAAUUUUGAAAGUGAUGUCCUAAAAGUGAAAUUUAUUUGAUUGGCAUUCUGACUCAUGAGAUGAGAGUCUGGUUACCAUGUUUAUCAUGCUUCAGUCAGAAAAGCAGCAUUACUAAUAUAAAGAUUUUAUAUAUAUAUAUACACACACACACACACACAUAUAUAUAUUAAGGGAUUUAUUAUAGGGAUUUGACCUUAGGCAGUUGUGGGAGCUGGUUAAACAGGCUCUGUGAGGCUGUUGUCUUUGCAUCUAAUGCUGGAGCUUGAAGUCUGCAGGGCAGGCAAUCGGGAAGGGAAGAUGGACAUAAAGUGUGGGAGACCAAGGACAUAUUGGCGCCCACGAGCACGAGCUGGAACCC
This is a messenger RNA of Diceros bicornis minor, 3925 nucleotides long. It is a transcript of the gene MBD1, whose product is annotated as methyl-CpG binding domain protein 1. Gene Ontology annotation, molecular function: DNA binding; zinc ion binding. NCBI's taxonomy places the organism in Eukaryota, Metazoa, Chordata, Mammalia, Perissodactyla, Rhinocerotidae. The transcript has 17 exons. The coding region runs from base 192 to 2096 and encodes 634 amino acids. The record is from RefSeq and is a predicted model, not a curated record.